Phanerochaete carnosa HHB-10118-sp is the source of this 1685-nucleotide messenger RNA. RefSeq lists its product as uncharacterized. The coding region runs from base 65 to 727 and encodes 220 amino acids. NCBI's taxonomy places the organism in Eukaryota, Fungi, Basidiomycota, Agaricomycetes, Polyporales, Phanerochaetaceae. The transcript is spliced from 4 exons. The record is from RefSeq and is a predicted model, not a curated record.
GACCACGUCCCCGACAUUCCCCGGACUCGGGCCGCGCCAAGAGGUCUAUAGCGUACCGCGUACAAUGCAACAGCAGCAGCCGCCACCUCCUCUGUCGCCGUGGACGCACUUCGCGAUCUUCACAGGCGUGCUCGCGCCGGUUGCGCUCUUCCCCUAUCUCGCGGUGCGGCGGCACCUGAUCUCGCUGCACCGCAAAGUGUCUGAGGUAUCCCAGACGAACGCCGCGCUGCAGCGCGACCUGAAGGCGGCGCUGCUCGAGUCGUCCAUCCGGCGCGAGGAGCACGACCGGCUCGUAACGGCGCUGAGCGAGGUCAGGCGAGAGUUUGACAGGUUUAGAGCCGAGCAGAGUGCGAAGGAGCUGCAGCGCGCCAGGGGCGAGGAGCGCACGCGCUCGCAGAUCGACGAGCUCGCGGCCGAGCACAAGCGGACGAGGGUCAACCUGGCGACCCUCCGAGACCUCAGUCCGAGCCUCGCGGACAUUGCUGCGUUCAUGCAAGAGGUGGAGGUGCAGCAGGGUUACGUGUCUCGUAAGAACGACGGGCGAGGGAUUGAGAGGAUCAGGCAGUUUGCGUACAGGCUGGGGAGCAUCCUUACUUCGGAUGUGGAAGCGGAGACCCCUGCACAGGACGAAGUAGCCCCUUCAUCUACAACUUCUUUUACGCCUCCGGGUCGUACCCCGAAGAAAGAGAAGAAGGCAAAGCAACCCUCCGAAGGCGAGACUGUGUAGGGAGCAGCAGGUCGCAGGUCAAUGGCAAGCAUUAGCAUAUGCUCAUUCUGGGAGAAUAGUUGACACUGCGCGGACAUUGCACAUUAACUGUACUGAUUACGUCUUCUUGUAACAAUAAAUAGCAGGUAUAUGACGAUAUCCUGACACAUGAGAUCACAUAAUGCGAGAGGGACCAUGCCCUUCAACGUGUGCGUCGCUUCCCGUUGCUACACUCCUCAGGCUGUUUCCGGUGUUGCACCAGCAAUUCCUCCAUGAGGUCCACAUCGAUCUUCUCCCACCCCGUGUAGUUUCCCUGCAACAUCUCCAUGCAUCGUCUUGCGAAGAACGCAAAAUGGUACAGCAGCACGGCAUGCCAUUCGUAUUGGUGCGUAAUCUUGAUGAGAUGGCUACUGUACUUGAAGAAGUAGUAUGGAACUGUGGGUGGCUGGCCAAUCGAGAGUGCGUGGAUGGAGAGGAUAGAGAAGUAGGUGUUGAGGGGGACGAAGAGGGAAUCGAGAGUCUGGUAGAUUUCGCGCGCAGAGGGCACACUGCGGUAGGUCACAAUACUAUCCUCAAGGUCAAUCAUGUGCCAUUGAGCUUCGAGAAUGCGUCGCGUGUCCAGCUUGUAGAGCUCGGCCGCAGGGAAAUCGUGGCUGAGGAUUGCAUUGAGUGUUUCCGCAUCGAUGUGUUGGAAGAGCUUAGAGAGGUCUAUGGCGUCAUCGAUAGGAGUGGGGGGAAAGGAGAAGACAGUCGGUGUAGCGACAAUGCUCGGCGGAUACAUCACGAGGGAUGCAAACGAUGUGUUCAAUAUGGCUCGGGAGAAGUGCAGAGAAAUAUGUGAACGAUGCAGAACGUGCCAGGGUGUAGGUCAUAUAGACCGGGUUCGGACCUUGCGGUGGCCACAUGUUGUUGGCUGGAACACCUGCCCAUACGUGUGGUCGAGCCCCAAAGCGAGAUAGAACUUCUGCGGUGCGACUGA